AUGUGUCAGUGGAGAUCAUUAACAUGUCAUCCGGGAACGUUCACUCUGCCGGAUAUACACGACGUUCCUGAAAUAAAAAACUUAAUAGAGAAGAAUUCAAAGGCAACUUCAUACAACUUAAUCACAGAUUAUGGGAAGUCAACAGCUGCGAUAACAACAACGACAGUGACACCUCCCACGACAAAUAUUCAUCCCAUGAGAAUAACAGUUAAAGAUGCCAUCCCUGUACAUGAGAGUGGAUCUUCUUAUCUUGAUAAUCAUCAUUAUAAUCAUCAUCAAUCAUAUCAUCAUCCACUUUCAAAUGGUGGCAUCAUUUUCGCGAUAACUCCAAACCAAGGCUCGUCGACUACAACUCAAAUGCUUACAACCGGUCAUCAGAGAAAUCUUCUUCCAGUUCCACCGCAACCAGUUCUCAUGCAAUACUUGUCACCGAAUGGAACACCACACCAUACAUCUAUUCAAUAUGUUCAACUUAUUAGACCAGUAAUGAUGAUACCAGCAAAGCCGUAUUUGCCUGCGAAACCACUGACAGAUAUAAAAACAAGCGCAAAGCCAUCGCCAACAUAUAAACCAAAACCAUUCAUACACACAUCUUAUGGUCCGUACUUAAGAUCAUCAAUUAAUGCCGCUUAUUCUUCUCCUAUUCCUGUGUUCUUUAAAAACGAUCUUCAACAAGGAACAACUCGGAGACCUUUAAUAGACUUCGGCUUGAAUCUGCAUGAAUAUUUGCCAUCGUUCGAAACUUUAUCACAACACAUCAGUUCAAUUCUAUCAUCACGAUCAAGUGCAGCAUCGCAGCUUUCUCCGCAUUCGUACAAUCCAACAAAGUUCCAAAGACCCGCUCAAAGAGCAUAA
Molecule: messenger RNA, 855 nt
Organism: Clunio marinus
Lineage: Eukaryota; Metazoa; Arthropoda; Insecta; Diptera; Chironomidae
Source: the annotation of a GenBank genome assembly